This is a messenger RNA of Coccinella septempunctata (seven-spotted ladybird), 1402 nucleotides long. RefSeq lists its product as uncharacterized. Lineage: Eukaryota; Metazoa; Arthropoda; Insecta; Coleoptera; Coccinellidae. The transcript has 6 exons. Bases 151 to 1191 code for a protein of 346 amino acids. The record is from RefSeq and is a predicted model, not a curated record.
AUAUCUAGUGAUGUAACAACCAUACCAACCACAACAGAAGCAAAGUCAUCGAAAAGCAAUGAUUUAGUUUGCCCUGAUAAGAAUUUCCGGAUUCCUUUUUUUGCAUUACCAUGUGAAACAAAAAGUGAUUGCUCGAUAUUCGGCAGCAAAAUGGUUUGUUGUUCGAGAAGAUGCAUUGAAGGUGUUAGAAAAAGGGAAAUAGAAAAAGUUUCAAUUAUAAAGGAAGAACUAGUGACAGAAAAAAAUAUUUCUAUAGACAGAACUAGUGACCAACCAAUAAAAGUGGAUAUUCAAAAGAUAGAAAUACCAACAACAAAAACUAAAAGUGCUACUUUAAUAUGUCUAGAAGGUCCCCGUAUUCCGUUCUUCUCGUUACUCUGUACAAAUAAUAAUGAUUGCACAUCAUUGGGAGAUAAAAUGGUUUGCUGCAAAAAUAGAUGUAUAACAGGAGUUUCUCCGGACAGGAAUGAAAUCAAUCAAAUUGCUCCAAAAAAUAAACGAAUAGCAGAUCAGGAAAUCACAAAUGAAAUACCUAAUAGUAUAGGAGCGAAAGAAUAUAUGACGGGCGAAAAAAUCCAGAGUAAUAUUAGUAAGGUUGAUAAUCUUGUGUGUCCUGAUAAAGGGGUACGCAUUCCAUUCUUCUCUCUGCCAUGUGUGACCAACAACGAUUGUACGGGAAAGGAAAUGGUUUGUUGCUCGAAUAGAUGUAUUAAAGGUGUACUUCCAAAAAAGCCUGAAAUUAUCCAUUCACCUUCUUGGUUUGGACUAGUUGAGAGGAAUUGUCCUGUCGAUGCUAUUGCAGAAAUUUUGGAAAUAAAGGAAUGCGAAACCGAUUCAGACUGUAGACCAAGGAUUUGCUGUCCCGAUCAAUAUCGUAGCCAAGGAAAUAAGAGCUACUGUAGAACACCACAACCAUCUCUGCACAGAUUUCCCCUCGCCGAAAGAGCAACCGAGCCAUUCCGAGUUUUUGCAAGUUAUAUCCAAUGCACUCCUCCACCACCACCUAUUUUUGAUUUGUUUCCGAAAUCUUGUAAUAAUGCUUUGGAUUGUUUCCCGAACCUAUGUUGUCAAGAAGGUGAUAAAAAAUAUUGCAGGCCCCCUAAAAGAUCAGUAUUACAAUUGAUUGCUGGCGUGGGUCAGAGAUUCGUGCCUCCAGAUGCAGCAAAGAAACUCAUUGAACGAUUGAACUGAAACAGUACAUAAGAGGCUGUUUAAUUUUGGGAGUUUCCCAAAAUUUACAGGAAUAAUAGUAUUGGCAGGUUCUGAGAUGGUGCACAUUUGUGCAUCAUAAGUGAUAUAUGUGAUAAUUUAAAUGAAACAUAAUAAGAAAUGUUCAGAGAUUUUAAAAAUUAUGUAAAUAAAGGUUUCUUUAUAACUAAUCAACGUGAAAUAAAUCAUAUAU